Rotaria sordida is the source of this 1407-nucleotide messenger RNA. The record is from the annotation of a GenBank genome assembly. NCBI's taxonomy places the organism in Eukaryota, Metazoa, Rotifera, Eurotatoria, Philodinida, Philodinidae.
AUGGGUCCUUUGUGGAUUAUAAUAUUAUUCCAUUUAUUAUCAAUAGAAGCACGUCCAUGUAAGAUACAAAAAUUUACAUUUGAUGCACGGCCAACUCCUGCACAAUUAUCUUGGUUAGAACAAUCAGAUAUUGGUUUCUUAAUUCAUUAUAAUAUAGCAUCAUAUCUACCCGUUGAAUAUGAUGGUUGUAAUCGUAAUCCAUCAUUAGUACCAGAUAUUAAACUUUUUAAUCCUUCGUUAUUAAAUACAGAUAAUUGGGUACAAACAUUUGUAGAUGUCGGUGCUAAAUAUGCUAUUUUAGUAGCUAAACAUAAUUGUGGUUUUACAACAUGGCCAACACAAGUUCAAUUUCAAUUAACGACUAAUGAAACAAUCACCUAUAAUUAUUCUAUUUUGUAUAGUCCUAGAGCAGAUAUAGAUCUUGUUGGAAGUUUUAUAGAUUCAUGUCGAAAAGCUGAAAUUAAAACUGGAUUAUAUUAUUCACUUGUAUGGAACAAUUGGUUAAAUGUACAAGAUACUCGCGUUCAACCAGGACCAUUAGCUCCUGGUCAAAUGCCAAUUAAUCAACAAACAUAUGAAUCAAUUGUUUUACAACAAUUAGAAGAAUUAUGGAUAAACUAUGGAGAAUUAUUAGAAAUAUGGUUUGAUGGUGGUUAUUCAGAAUCAUUAAAGAAUGGAAUAGUAUCUUUAUUAGAAAGAUAUCAAUCAAGUGCAUCAGUUUUUAAUGGAUUUGGUCUAACAAAUAAUAGUAUUCGAAAUAUUGGUAAUGAAUUUGGUUAUGCUGAUGAUGAUACAUGGUUAACUGUUAAUGCUAAUGAUCAAGAAGAUCCUAAUGGUGAAUAUUUUUCACCGCCAGAAUGUCCAACAACUUUACAAGUUAGUGAUCGAUGGUUUUAUGGUGGAAAUGAUUUUCCUAUUCGACCAUUAGAUGAACUCAUUCAUGUUUAUCAUACAACUGUUGGUCGCAAUUGUAAAUUAGUAUUAGAUUUAGCUGUUAAUCAAAAUGGUAUAGUUGAUCCUAAUCAUGCUAAGAGAUAUAAAGAAUUAGGUGACUUUAUUCGAAAUUGUUAUAGUAAUUCGUUGCCUAGUAAUUUUACUUGUUCAAAUAAUAAUUGUAUCUUAGAAUUUUCAACAACUCACUUAGUUGAUCGUGUUAUUAUUCGUGAAGAUUUAAGAAGUUUAGCUGGUGCUAGUAUUCGUCAAUGGUCUAUUGAUGGAUUAAUGAUGUGGGGAGAUUGUUUGAAUUGUUGGAUAGAUAUUCCAUCAGCUAAAGGACAAUCAAUUGGAAAUAAACGAAUUAUUUUAUUUGGUGAAGCUAUAUUAAUACGAGCUGUAAGAUUAAAUAUUUAUAAAACAUCAGAAAAUCCACCAGUUUUGGCUCAAUUCGAUGCUUAUCUAUGUCAAUGA